AUGUUGUAAAUGUGCGAGUGUUCAUUAUCCCAGUGUUACUGAUGUGACCAGAAGAACCGUCUUUUUCCAGCAAGCCGAGACGUACGGAGGACGAGAAGACACUGCGGGAAAGAUUUUAAACAACGCUACCAGUUCUCUUGAAGGAUUCCCGUCCGAGGCCAAGUACAGCAAGACAGAAAUUGAGAAUGGUUUUGCUGAAUUCGCCCAAACCAUAAAGCAUUUAGGAUCAUUACUAAAAAUGGCAUUUUGUAGAAAGCAGUUGGUUUGGAGUUACAGCCUUUUCUUGAUUGUAUUGUCAUCUAAAGGAAGCUUCAUUCUCAGAAAUGACACCGAUGACAGCAAGAUGUUGCCUUCGAGGGUAGGAGAGUUCGUUGCAAAAAAUGCACAACAGUCCCAAGAUGUCAGUUCAUUGAAGAAUUUUACAAGUAAAAUUUCACCAGAAUUUCAUCAAAGUCCUAAUGAAGAUGGCCUUGAUAAGACUCCAAUUAAAUGUUCUAGUGACAGUGAAAACUGUAAAGUCAGUAGCAAUAUAAGAACUAGUCAAAUAGACAACAGCAUAGAACUUAUGCCUGCAUCUUUUUUUCCAAACAAAACUAAAGCCACUGCCAUAAAUGAACAAAAUUCAGGCAUGGAAGAUGGCAUACUAAAGCAGGAAAAUUCUUCCUCCAAAAUUUCUGAUAUUAAAAUGCUCCAGAAACCUAUCAAAAAAUUGGAUUUCAGUGUAUUCAAGGAGUUGUUUUUAAAGUGCCUUGAUAAGGAAUUUUAUGAAAGGUUUUAUUUAGAAAAAAACAAAGUUGAUAGUGAUGGCAACUUUACCAAUAUAUCAAAAUUGCUUAAGGCACUUUGUCACAAAGCUGCAGAAAAUUCAAAGAAUGCCAGUUGCAGCUUUAAAACCCAAACUCUUGAAACAGACUUAGGUAAAACUGGGAACAAAAUAUCAAUAAAAAAUUUAUGUUUUUUAUUAAAUACAUCUGAAGUAAAUUACAUGAUCAAUACAUCAUUGAUUGGAUUAGGUUCUACCAAUCUUAUUCACAAGAAUUUGACAAUGCUUCACCAAUAUUUUCCUUUAAGACUGAAGAAACCUGAAGUAGUAGUCGAUGAUGUUUUAUUAGAUGAGGAGAGUGGUUUACCUCACGAUUCCAAAAAAGGCAUUGGCUUUCGAAUGUUUUACUGGACCUAUGUGUCUGCUUUUCUAUAUGGAGCCAGUUAUCUAACCAGUUUUCUAUUCAGUCGGUUUUCCAUACCUGGUUUAGUCAUGAAUUUAAUUCUUUUCCAGUUUUUCCCUGAUAUUAUCCAAUCUCCUGUAUUUCAGUCAUUCGAUUUAGCACUGUCUGCUCUGUAUUCAUCUUUGUAAAUUUCACCUUGAGCAUCAUUGCAGUGGUUAUGACUUACUAAUACAGUUGUUUUACUGGAAGGUUGGGUUUCAUGCAAAAUAAUACAAUACUUUAUUUCAGGAUUUUUGUUUUGUACUGAAUUUGUAUUACAAUAAAAGAUUUUUAUAUCUGA
This is a messenger RNA of Macrobrachium nipponense, 1506 nucleotides long. RefSeq lists its product as uncharacterized. NCBI's taxonomy places the organism in Eukaryota, Metazoa, Arthropoda, Malacostraca, Decapoda, Palaemonidae. Bases 239 to 1354 code for a protein of 371 amino acids. The transcript has 6 exons. The record is from RefSeq and is a predicted model, not a curated record.